Molecule: messenger RNA, 1033 nt
Organism: Argentina anserina (silverweed cinquefoil)
Lineage: Eukaryota; Viridiplantae; Streptophyta; Magnoliopsida; Rosales; Rosaceae
Product: lipid phosphate phosphatase gamma
Exons: 2
Coding region: 163-825 (220 amino acids)
Biological process (GO): protein N-linked glycosylation; lipid biosynthetic process
Cellular component (GO): endoplasmic reticulum membrane; intracellular membrane-bounded organelle
Molecular function (GO): dolichyldiphosphatase activity
Source: RefSeq, a predicted model, not a curated record
UUUACUCAAUCAAUCAGACGGAACUGUUGUCUCCCACACUGUUGCGUUUAUCAGCCAAACAAACCAAACCAGUUUCCUCGUCAACGACUCAACACUUCGACCUCAGAUUCGCUCCUACUCCGAUCCCAAUCUCCCCAGAUUCGAUCUUCUCUCUUCUCUCCGAUGGCGCCCCACAAAGCCGUGACGCUGACCCACGUCCGGUACGAGAAGGGCGACCUUUUAGGCCACUUCUUGGCCUGGAUAUCCCUCAUCCCAGUCUUCAUCUCCCUCGGCGGCUUCGUCUCCCACUUCAUCUUCCGCCGCGAGCUUCAAGGCAUGUUCUUUGCCAUCGGCCUCAUCAUCUCCCAACUCAUCAACGAACUCAUCAAGGACUUCUUCCAGCAAGCCCGUCCCGCCACGUGUGCCCUCCUCGAAAUGUGCGACUCCCACGGCUGGCCCUCCAGCCACUCCCAGUACAUGUUCUUCUUCGCUGUCUACUUCACUCUCUUGACCUACAAAGGGAUUGGUCUGCGAGAUACCAACAACAAGUUGGCCGUGAUUUUCUUGCCGUGGUGCUUGGCUUUGCUGACGAUGUGGUCGAGGGUGUACUUGGGGUACCAUACUGUGGGGCAGGUGUUUGCUGGGUCGGGGUUGGGGGUUUUUCUUGGGGGGUUGUGGUUUUGGGUUGUGAAUUCUGUGUUGGUUUGUUUCUUUCCAAUGAUUGAGGAGAGUGCGUUUGGGAGGUUCUUUUAUGUUAAGGAUACUUCUCAUAUACCCAAUGUGUUGGAGUUUGAGUAUGAUAAUGCGAGGAAGGCGAGGAGCGAAAUGGCUGCCAAGUGCGAUUGAGUGAUUCAAGACUUGAACUUGGUGAGUAGCUCAAGAUCCAUCUCAUUAGCAUGCUUAUUUGCAUAGAUGACAUGAUUAGACUCUUAUCAUUUUGUUUGAGUCGCUAUAUAAACACCGUUGUACGAGAAGACUGGAGGCCUGGAGCGAGUUUGACAGCAAUUGAAAUUUAGAAGCUCUUCUGUAUUAAUCAAAGAGAACAUUUCUUGGG